AUGGUAUAUCGAGAGGGUCACCAACAGGUUAGUGGUCUUAGUCCAGCUGCAAAGACGCUUGUUAUUGACAUGACUUCUGCUGCAGCAAAGCCGCGUCACAUUAUGGCAGCCGUGAAAGAGAAGUUUUCGAAUGAGAACCCUAACAAGAGACAUAUCUACAAUGUGAGAAGUCGUGCUCGUCUAGAUGCUUGUGAAGGUCGAGAUGUUGCGCACCAGUUUGUUCACUUGGAGAAUGAGUACAAGUAUGUCACUUGGAUAAAUGUUGAUCCAGAUACCCGUGCCAUCACCCAUGCUUUUUUGGCCCAACCAGAGAUGGCUAAUAUGUUACGUACGUAUCCACAUGUCAUUGGGAUGGAUUCUACGUACAAGACCAACAUAUAUAACACGCCAUUCUUCAAGCUCGUUGGUGUCACGCCUACAAAUCAAAACUUUUUGAUCGGAUAUGCCAUAUUGAAGAGCGAAACUUAUGCAAGAUACAAGUGGGUUUUGGAGAAAUUGCAGUUGUACAUUGGAUUUGAGGUGGCUCCGAAUGUUUUUGUUAUUGAUUGUGAGUUGGGGUUGAUGAAGGCUUUGAAAGAGGUCUUUCCAAAUUGUGCGCAUUUAUUAUGCGGGUGGCACAUUAACAAGGAUGUAUUGGGAAGGGCGCACAUUUUGUGUGGGAAGAUAUGUUGA
This is a messenger RNA of Chenopodium quinoa (quinoa), 672 nucleotides long. Its product is annotated as protein FAR1-RELATED SEQUENCE 2-like. The coding region runs from base 1 to 672 and encodes 223 amino acids. Gene Ontology annotation, biological process: regulation of DNA-templated transcription. The record is from RefSeq and is a predicted model, not a curated record. Lineage: Eukaryota; Viridiplantae; Streptophyta; Magnoliopsida; Caryophyllales; Amaranthaceae. The transcript has a single exon.